This is a messenger RNA of Penicillium oxalicum, 1107 nucleotides long. RefSeq names its product mitogen-activated protein kinase HOG1 (gene sakA). NCBI's taxonomy places the organism in Eukaryota, Fungi, Ascomycota, Eurotiomycetes, Eurotiales, Aspergillaceae. The transcript has 9 exons. Gene Ontology annotation, biological process: stress-activated MAPK cascade; protein phosphorylation; cellular response to oxidative stress. Gene Ontology annotation, cellular component: cytoplasm; nucleus. The coding region runs from base 1 to 1107 and encodes 368 amino acids. The record is from RefSeq and is a predicted model, not a curated record. Gene Ontology annotation, molecular function: MAP kinase activity; ATP binding.
AUGGCGGAAUUCGUACGCUCCCAGAUUUUCGGCACGACCUUCGAGAUCACCAGCCGGUAUACGGACCUGCAGCCGGUGGGCAUGGGUGCCUUCGGCUUGGUUUGCUCGGCGCGGGAUCAAUUGACUGGCCAGCCUGUCGCAGUCAAGAAGAUCAUGAAGCCUUUCAGCACCCCCGUUCUCUCAAAGCGUACCUAUCGCGAGCUGAAGCUGCUCAAGCAUCUCCGACAUGAGAAUAUUAUCAGCUUGAGCGACAUUUUCAUUUCCCCUCUUGAGGAUAUUUACUUUGUCACCGAGCUUCUCGGAACUGACCUCCACCGUCUCCUGACCUCCCGUCCAUUGGAGAAGCAAUUCAUUCAGUACUUCCUGUACCAGAUUCUGCGUGGACUGAAAUACGUUCAUUCCGCCGGUGUGGUCCACCGUGACCUGAAGCCGAGCAACAUCCUUAUCAACGAGAACUGCGACUUGAAAAUUUGCGACUUUGGCCUGGCCCGUAUUCAGGAUCCUCAAAUGACCGGCUAUGUGUCGACCAGAUACUACCGAGCUCCUGAGAUCAUGCUCACUUGGCAAAAGUACGACGUCGAGGUGGAUAUUUGGAGUGCAGGCUGUAUCUUCGCCGAGAUGCUGGAAGGAAAGCCCCUCUUUCCCGGCAAGGACCAUGUCAACCAAUUCUCCAUCAUUACCGAGCUCCUGGGCACACCUCCCGAUGAUGUGAUCCAAACAAUUUGCAGCGAAAAUACUCUCCGUUUCGUCAAGUCUCUGCCCAAGCGUGAGCGCCAGCCUUUGGCAAACAAGUUCCGCAACGCCGACGCCGAUGCCGUUGAUUUGCUUGAACGUAUGCUUGUCUUCGACCCCAAGAAGCGCAUUCGUGCGGACGAGGCGCUCGCUCACCCGUAUCUCGCACCCUACCAUGACCCCACCGACGAGCCCGUCGCGCAAGAAAAGUUCGACUGGUCCUUCAACGAUGCGGAUCUGCCCGUGGACACAUGGAAGAUCAUGAUGUAUUCUGAAAUUCUCGACUUCCACAACAUCGAUCAAGCCAACGAGGCUGGCCAAGCGUUGGUGGCUGGUGCGUCGCACAGUGGCAUGGCACCUCAAACCUACGUGUAG